Bipolaris victoriae FI3 is the source of this 981-nucleotide messenger RNA. Its product is annotated as glycoside hydrolase family 72 protein. The record is from RefSeq and is a predicted model, not a curated record. The transcript has 6 exons. Gene Ontology annotation, biological process: fungal-type cell wall (1->3)-beta-D-glucan biosynthetic process. The coding region runs from base 1 to 981 and encodes 326 amino acids. Gene Ontology annotation, cellular component: cytoplasm; fungal-type cell wall. Gene Ontology annotation, molecular function: 1,3-beta-glucanosyltransferase activity. NCBI's taxonomy places the organism in Eukaryota, Fungi, Ascomycota, Dothideomycetes, Pleosporales, Pleosporaceae.
AUGAGCGCCAGUAUCGCCUGUCCUCCUGUACGCAUUUGUGGGCGUUUCUUCUGGAAGGGUGAUGAUCGAUUUUUCGUAAGAGGCGUUGCAUACCAAGUGCGUUCUACACUUGACCCCAUCUCGGACGAUCGCUUAGCGGAACUCCGAGAAGAUAUUCUUCUCUUCAAGGAGCUCGGGCUAAACACACUCUUUGUUUAUUUCAUCGACAAUACAAAAGACCAUGCCCAGGCCAUGAAACUACUUGAAGAAGUAGGGAUAUACGUUCUCACCGCUGUCUCAACACCAUCGAAUCCCAUUAGCCGUCUGGCUCCAAUCAAGUCCUACAACCCCGUCACCAUGGCAUCAUUCUUCAAAACAGUAAACAUAAUGGCUAGCUUUCCGAAUACGCUGGGCAUUUUGUCUGGCAACGAAGUGAUCAACAAUGAUGUUACACUGCCCGCAGCAGCUGUUCUCAAAGCCGUCUGUAAAAGCUAUGACUUAAAGGAGCUUUCAAAUGUGACUAAACCCGUUUAUGAUGAUUUGCUUCACAGAUUCAGCGGCACCCCCAUACCAAUAUUCCUCUCAGAAUACGGCAGCAACUCUCAAAAACCCCGCAUUUUUCAUGAAACAACUGCCUUGUACUCAUCCUCAAUGAGCCGCAUCUUCUCUGGUGGAUGCGUAUACGAGUUUUGGCAGAAUGCAAAUGGCUAUGGGUUGGUGAAGAUGCUGAAACCUCGGGACGACAAGCAAACCACGCACAUAGAAAGUAUGAUCUAUGAGAGACGAGAGACGGAUAGGGGAGUGGUGCUCAUUCUGAGAGAUUUCAUCAAUUACAAGGCUAGAUUGGCUGAGAUUGGCAAUAUCGGAAUAGAAACCGAAGAAGAGAGUACUGAACCAGGAAGAGAACUAGUGAAGACUGAUGUAGAAGCUAUCGAACUAUGGCAGGCUACUUUUCAAGUGCCAGAAAGCUGUGUUGACUGGGCUUCAUCAGGGAAUGUAUGA